CAUCCGGUUUCAGCACCACGGCUAGCUCCUUCCCGCAUUGUCGUGAUUUAGGUCGUCCACCCCUCUGCUUGUUUUGCGGAGGCAACUUUUGACGAAAGGCUGUUGGAGUUGUGAUUUGAGAAAGCUUUAUGUUUUUUCUUUCCAUGUUUCGCAUUCGAGGUGGCUGACAGAAGGAGGACAUAGGGAAGAGGAUCUUCAUCACAACGCACUGAGAUGCAUUGAACAUCAUGCAGUGACGGCAUUUAUUAUUUACCUUUAUUUUAGUGCUCAGCUCUGCAACGAAGAUUGCAAGACGACAGAGGAAGACGAAGAAGACCAUAGUGGAAAAGACAAUCUGCAUGUGAAAGUACUGGAUCUGGUGCUAUCGGAGGCAAGAGAUGCAGCCUACAAGCAAGCUUCUGAGUCUCACCCUCCUCGUCUUGAUGGGCACUGAACUCACCCAAGUGCUGCCAGCCAACCCGGAGGAGUCAUGGCAGGUGUACAGCUCAGCUCAGGACACAGAGGGCCGCUGUGUAUGCACCGUGGUGGCGCCUCAACAGACCAUGUGCUCGCGGGACGCCAGGACCAAACAGCUCCGGCAGCUGCUAGAAAAAGUCCAGAACAUGACCCAGUCUAUCCAGGUGCUGGACCAGCGGACCCAAAGAGACCUGCAAUACGUGGAGAGAAUGGAGGUCCAGCUGAAAGGUCUGGAGACCAAGUUUAAACAGGUGGAGGAGAACCACAAACAGAACAUUGCCAGGCAAUAUAAGGCAAUAAAAGCGAAAAUGGAGGAACUUAGACCAUUGAUACCAGUGUUGGAGGAGUACAAAGCUGAUGCAAAAUUGGUAUUGCAGUUUAAAGAGGAAAUCCAGAAUCUGACGUCUGUGCUAAAUGAACUCCAGGAGGAGAUUGGAACCUAUGACUACGAGGAGCUACAAAACAGAGUGUCAAAUCUUGAAGAGAGGCUUCGUGCGUGCAUGCAAAAAUUAGCAUGUGGGAAGCUGACAGGAAUCAGCGAUCCAAUCACAAUUAAGACGUCUGGAUCAAGGUUUGGAUCCUGGAUGACUGACCCCCUGGCACCUGAGGAUGACACUAGGGUGUGGUACAUGGACGGCUACCACAACAACCGAUUUGUGCGGGAGUACAUGUCCAUCUACGACUUUAUGAAUUCCGACAACUUCACGUCUCACCGCCUCCCCCACCCGUGGUCGGGCACGGGUCAGGUGGUCUACAACGGCUCCAUCUACUUCAACAAGUUCCAGAGCCACACCAUCAUCAAGUUUGACUUCAAGACCUCCGUCAUCAGCAAGUCACGCCAGCUGGACUAUGCCGGCUACAACAACAUGUACCACUACUCCUGGGGAGGCCACUCGGACAUCGACCUCAUGGUGGACGAGGGCGGGCUUUGGGCCGUCUAUGCCACCAAUCAGAAUGCGGGGAACAUUGUCAUCAGCAAACUGAACCCCAACACCCUGCAGAUCGUCAAGAGCUGGACCACCAAUCACCCCAAGAGGAGCGCAGGAGAGGCCUUCAUGAUCUGUGGUACGCUAUAUGUCACCAAUGGCUACUCCGGUGGGACCAAGGUGUACUAUGCCUUCAGCACCAACUCAUCCACCUAUGAGUACAUUGACAUACCGUUCCAGAAUAAGUACUCUCACAUCUCCAUGCUGGACUAUAACCCUAAAGACAGAGCGCUGUAUGCGUGGAAUAAUGGUCACCAGGUUCUGUACAAUGUUACCUUGUUCCACGUCAUUCGCUCCGAGCAGGAGCAGUAGAUAGCUAGCCAUGCUGUGACCUUCUAAUUCUACGGCAGACCUGGGUUCAAAUACUAUUUGAUUACGUUCAAAUAUUUUUUAGCAUUUGCUUUAGCCUGCUUGGAGUGUAAGAUGGGUGGGGUUUGUAGUUUUGCAACAGUUACAUUGGUUCCAUUGCACCAGGCAAGCUCAAUCAAACUUGGCUAGAUCAACUGAAUUUGAACACAGGUCUGGUCCACAGAAUAUUUCAAAUGUACGCAGAUGGAAAUGUACGCAGAUGGAAAUGUACGCAGAUGUGCAGAUGUAAUCGCAGGCGCAGCGAAUUACUAAGUGCUUCUAGCUCAGGGUUUCCCAAACUAGGUCCUCGGGACCCUAAGGGUUACACAUUUUGGUUUUUGCCCUAGCACUACAAAGCUGAUUCGAAUAAUCAACUAAUCAUCCGAUUUGAUCAUUUGAAUCAGCUGUGUAGUGUUAGGGCAAAAAACAAAACCUGCACCUCUUGAGGUCCAGAGGACUUGAGUUUGGGAAACGCUGUGUAACGUAAACAGUGUAGUAAUACUUAGCAAUAAAAAUAAAAAAAUCACACAUAAUCCAGAAACAUUUAAAUACAUGAAGAAAUUAAGAAACAUGAGAACGAGCAAUGUCAGAGACCGGAAUAUAAAUAUAUAUAUAUAUAUAUAUAUAUAAUGGUGUCUAAAGACAGUACGGGCAGUAUAUGAUUAGAAAACGUGUGUACAGCAGUAGUUAUAUAGGAUGAGCCAUGACUAGAAUACAGCAUAUACAUAUAAAGUGGGUAGAACAGUAUGUAAACAUUAUUAAAGUGACCAAUGUUCAAUGACUGUAUGUACAUAGGGGCUGUAGUCUCUAAGGUGCAGGGUAGAGUACUGUGGAAGUAGAGAAGUAUCCUGUAUGUUACUCAGUAACAAUAAAUAAAGUACAUCAUGAUAUAUAAUGUGUAGAAGGUAUAGAAACAGAAUGUAAGAACAGGUACCGAAAAGGUAAUGCCUUUCUUGAUUUCGAUGACUUCAAAAGUCUUAUAUUGAUUAUGUUUUUAUGGAAUUACCCACUCUUGACUUCUUUCAUCACAGAGGAAUAGUGCAGGCUAAUGUAUCGUAGUGUAGAAUUGAAUUACUCUAGAAGCUGAAGGGAUAUGAAAUCCUGGGCCUUGUUUAUCAGACUAUAUUAAACCAAACUGUGGGACACAACACACAAUCAUGACCACUUUCCCCAGGGGGUCACGUUUCCCCCAAACAUCUGGAAAAGCUCUAUAUAACAAUACAUUUAUGUAUUAGAGUGAAUUAAUUCAGUAUUUAUAAUUACUGGAUCAGAUAGUAAAGGUUGUCAAAUGGAGCAGCCAUUUACCAUGUAACUCGAUACCUGCAUCUUUAAAGGUGGAGAGAGACUACUGUAGUGAUCAUCGUAAUGCAGAGCCAUGUUUCUUUUUUUGUUGAAUUUUUACCCCUUUUUCUCCCCAAUUCUUUGUGGUAUUCAAUUGCUUUAGUAGCUACUAUCUUGUCUCAUCGCUACAACUCCCGUAAUGCCUCGAGAGGGACGAAGGUUGAAAGUCAUGCGUCCUCCGAUACACAAGCUGUACUGCUUCUUAACACAGCGCGCAUCCAACCCCCAGAAGCCAGCCGCACCAAUGUGUCGGAGGAAACACCGUGCACCUGGCAACCUUGGAUAGCGUGCACUGCACCCGGCCCGCCGCAGGAGUCGCUGGUGCGCGAUGAGACAAGGAUAUCCCUACUGGCCAAGCCCUCCCUAACCCGGACGACGCUAGGCCAAUUGUGCGUUGCCCCAGGAACCUCCCGGUCGCAGCCGGUUACGACAGAGCCUGGGCGCGAAUCCAGGGUCUCUGCUGGCGCUGCAGUACAGCGCACUCAACCACUGCGCCACCCGGGAGGCGAGCCAUGUUUCUUAUUUAUAUUAACAUUAACCCAUAAUGGUAUCCCAAUGCGUCGGUAGCAAAAUAUCUAUUUGGAACAGGUGUAAUGACACCUCAUAACACACCUCAAAGUAUUCUGUCUUUCCUGCGCAAUACGUCCUCUCAGGAACCAACACAACACAACCACUCAUUUGCAUGGGAUCACCUGUAGGUACAUUGUAGGAUCUGAGUAUGAUUGAUAAAUGAGGCCCAAUGGACCACAGUGUAAAGAAUCUAGUCAAUGACAAUACCGUAUAUCUGGGAACACAGACUACAGACAGUUAAGGCAAAGACUGUUGGAAGCACCCGGUUUCAUUCAUGUUUCUUUGUGGUGUGUAUUUUCUCUUUUCGAUCUUCUUUUUGCAUGGGCAUUUUUACCAACCAAAAUGGUUCCCUUCUCUGGAUGUAUUUUGCAACAUUAUGACGCUGUUGUACAGGAGACUAGUCUAGCAUUGCUAGGAGGCAGGCUUUUUACUUUCUUAUUGUCAUUGGGGUUGAUAUAUACAGUAUGUUAUUAUUGUUGGUAUUGAUAUUUACUGUGAUAGCCUGUCUUUGUAGAUUGUAUUGUAUUUGACGAGCUUGUAUAUUUCUGUCAGGCAACAACAACAAAAAAACGACACUAACGAUCACGAGAAUGUGCAAACAAUGUACCUAUGAGCCAGUGAAGUAUCCAUUGGCAAUUUUUUUUAUUUGACAUCACAAAUCUUCUGUGUGUUUCUUCGAGUGAUAAAUUGUAACAUUUUAUUCUGUUGAGCUUGCAUAUGUAUCUGCAACAACAUUCAUAUGAAUAAACAUGAGCUUUGUUCUACAA
Oncorhynchus keta (chum salmon) is the source of this 4468-nucleotide messenger RNA. RefSeq names its product noelin. NCBI's taxonomy places the organism in Eukaryota, Metazoa, Chordata, Actinopteri, Salmoniformes, Salmonidae. The record is from RefSeq and is a predicted model, not a curated record. The transcript has 6 exons. Gene Ontology annotation, biological process: signal transduction. Bases 378 to 1754 code for a protein of 458 amino acids.